AUGGAUGCGGUGAACGACGACGAGAUGCGCAAGAUUCAAGCCGGCACGCAUAUCCUGUGCGGCCACCUGCGUCCUGACGCUUCUUUCUGCACUUCCGUUCACGGCAGAAACAUCAAUCCCAACAACAAGUCUUCCCAGGGUCGCCGUCAAACAGAUGCUGGACAAGAUCCCCUCGGAUCCCAAAGAACGGGACGACAUGCACAACCCGGACAAGAUGGUCGUCAAGAACCACGCACCGUGGAAUCCCAACGUCUUCCUCAAUUGAUGCAUCACGACCAGUGCCGUCCUCUAGACCUUUUCUAUCGACUACAUCUUCGACAAAACAUUCAGAAAGAAGCAGAUCGGCAACGCAUUCCCACCCAUGGUCGUCACAAAAACAAGAUCCAUAAAACCGAUUCAACCUACCAGGCCAAGAACAAGAGCUCGACCGAGGGCCUCUGGACCUGCAAAGAAGGCGAUUGCACCGGCGACUUCGAAACCGCUAACUACUUGUCAUGGUUGAACCACAAGCGCUCCCAGCAUGGCCAGAACCGCACGUUCCCCGAGGACCAGCAGGAGCGUGCCGUUGAGGCAUCCUCGUCGGUCGACUUCCGCUGCAACAUCAACUAUGAUGUCUUCCGAUUUAUGCAAGACAACAACAUGGCCUAUGGGUUCAACAUGGCCAUUCUUGACGAUGCCCGAUAUUUUCCUUCCCCUUGUCGGUCCCUUCGGUCGGUCCUGGGUUCCUUGUCCUAUACAGUGCCUUUGUCUCGUGACUGUUUUAGCCUCGAGUGGAGCAUAAACCAUGAGGGCCAUGACAAACACUGCAACCAUUAUUCCAUGGGACACGUGUCGGUCUUCAGUCAAGAGCUUCUGAACCCCAUUCAGAAAUAUGGCAACAGUGGUGCGGGCAGAAAGACCUUUAAGAAACUCCGGCUCUUGACCAACCGAAUCAUGUUGCGUCGACUAAAGAAGGACCAUACCGACUCCAUGGAGCUCCCGUCAAGGAGAUCUACGUUGAUCAAGCUCUCGCAAAACGGCCAAGGCCACUCUGUGGACAAGGCCUCUACCGACGGUGCGAUGCAUCUAAAGAUCGCCAGCGGUCUCUCAGACGGCCAUACGCUAUGA
Molecule: messenger RNA, 1107 nt
Organism: Anthostomella pinea
Lineage: Eukaryota; Fungi; Ascomycota; Sordariomycetes; Xylariales; Xylariaceae
Source: the annotation of a GenBank genome assembly